Molecule: messenger RNA, 3484 nt
Organism: Cololabis saira (Pacific saury)
Lineage: Eukaryota; Metazoa; Chordata; Actinopteri; Beloniformes; Belonidae
Product: sodium- and chloride-dependent creatine transporter 1
Exons: 14
Coding region: 498-2555 (685 amino acids)
Biological process (GO): sodium ion transmembrane transport
Cellular component (GO): membrane
Source: RefSeq, a predicted model, not a curated record
UCUCCGGACGGCGAACCGCGGCAUCCUGCAGCAAGGAUAAUGGACUCCUGACUGGGCUGUUGAAUCAAACAAUCGAGAGAUUAUUUACUCCAAAGGCGUAGUAUAAUUUUCAUCUAACAGUCAUCCAUGAGAUUCUUCAGGCUUACAUUCAAGUGUUUCGUCGACUGCUUUUGAAUCUCCUCCGUCCACGGCUAGUGUGACCGCGCUGCUCUGUGAAAUUUUCCAUCUCUUGGCUGAGCUGAGGGCUCCAUCGUGUGAUAUACAAACUGCGAUUUUUUAAAAAGAAAAAAAGAAUAUCUUAAAGAGGAAGAAAUAACAAACUGAAAACCUCAAAGACAACCGGGGCAGUGUGUAUAUCGUGGCUGCAUCUCUGAAGAGGCUGCCUUUUUUAACCAGGCAUUCUUUAAAUUUCACAUUCGUUAAAUCCAUUGAAAAAAAAAUAAAAAAAAAUCAGUUUGCUCUUUAAAUUUUUUUUCUUCCACUAAUAACCCAAAAAUAUGUCACCUGAGUUGGAAGAGAACAGCCAAGGUGAAAUCAGCGUUUCCCAGCUGGAGGCCGGGACACUGUCCGAGGAGGAGGGUGUGGGGUCGGCUCGCCCCUUGGUGUCUGUGCCCGGCGUGGGCUCCGGGUGCGGCGAGGGUGGAGGGGCCGGCCCGCCGCAGCCGCAGGAUGGGGCUGCAGCUGUCACUGUCAACGGGUCCGUUUCAGGAACGACCGUCGAGAGAGAAACGUGGACCAGACAGUUGGACUUCAUCAUGUCCUGUGUGGGUUUUGCAGUUGGCUUGGGCAACGUGUGGCGGUUCCCUUACCUCUGCUACAAGAACGGAGGAGGGGUUUUCCUGAUACCUUACAUGCUGUUUGUGUUCAUCGGGGGCAUCCCAGUCUUCUUCCUGGAGAUUGCACUAGGCCAGUUCAUGAAGCAGGGAGGAGUCUCUGCUUGGAACAUCGCACCCCUCUUUAAAGGUCUGGGUCUGGCCUCGAUGGUGAUAGUGUUCUUCUGCAACACCUACUAUGUCAUGAUCUUAGUGUGGGGACUCUACUUUCUCUUCCACUCUUUUACGAACCCGCUGCCCUGGGCUACCUGUGGACACCCCUGGAACACCCCCAACUGUACGCAGGACUUCAGACGAAUCUGCUACAACCACAGCGCUGCCCCGCCUGCUCUGCCAACUUCUGCUGCCCCCCCUUCAAAUGUCCUGCCCAGCUUGUCCCCGCUCAACCUGUCCUCAUCCUACCUCUUCCUCAACAGUAGCUGUGUGGAACCCGAGGGCAUGCGCUCCCCAGUAAUCGAGUUCUGGGAACGUAAAGUGCUCCGUCUGUCUGGAGGGCUGCACGAGCCUGGUGUCAUCAGCUACGAGAUGGUGCUGUGUCUCAUAGCCGUCUGGAUCAUUGUUUAUUUCUGCAUGUGGAAAGGAGUUAAGUCUACUGGCAAGGUUGUGUACUUCACUGCUCUGUUUCCCUACUUGGUUUUGGUUGUUCUUCUGGCUCAUGGAAUCACUCUACCCGGAGCUUUGGAUGGCAUCGUUUACUACCUAAGACCAGACUGGUCCAAACUCGGAGAAGCACAGGUGUGGAUUGAUGCCGGGACUCAGAUUUUUUUCUCCUACGCCAUCGGACUGGGCGCCCUCACUGCGCUGGGCAGCUACAACCGCUUCCAUAACAACUGUUACCAGGAUGCUUUCAUGCUGGCUCUCAUCAACAGCGGGACCAGUUUCUUUGCUGGCUUCGUGGUGUUCUCUGUGCUGGGCUUCAUGGCUGCCGAACAAGGGGUGGACAUCAGCAAGGUGGCUGAAAGUGGUCCAGGCCUGGCCUUCAUAGCGUACCCCAAGGCUGUGACUCUGAUGCCUCUGGCGCCGCUCUGGGCAGCACUGUUCUUCUUCAUGUUGCUCAUACUGGGCCUAGACAGUCAGUUUGUAGGGGUAGAGGGUUUGAUAACAGGAAUCAUGGACAUGUUACCCCCUAAAUCUGCCCUGGGCUCCUUACGACGAGAAGUGGUUGCUGCCAUCUGCUGCAUCAUCUGCUUCUUCAUUGACAUGUCCAUGGUCACUGAGGGAGGGAUGUAUGUAUUCCAGCUGUUUGACUACUACUCUGCCAGCGGCAUCACUCUCUUGUGGCAGGCUUUCUGGGAAUGUGUCGUCAUCGCAUGGGUUUAUGGUGCGGACCGCUUCAUGGAUGACGUAGCUCGUAUGAUUGGUUAUCAGCCCUUGCCCUACAUGAAGUGGUGCUGGUCCUACAUAACACCUUGCGUCUGUGUGGGAGUGUUCCUGUUCCACGUGGUGAAUUACAAGCCUCUGACCUACAACUCAGUGUACACGUAUCCUACGUGGGGUGAAGCCGUUGGCUGGGCGCUGGCUCUGUCGUCAAUGCUCUGUAUUCCUCUCACUGUCCUCUAUAAACUCCUGCGCUGCAAAGGGUCUUUGCGGGAGCGGUGGCAACAUCUAACUACCCCGGUCUGGGGUAGGCAUCAUCUGGAGUACCUGGCCCCAGAGAGUGAAGCCAAACUGCUGCCCCCUGCAGGAACCAAGAGUACACUGCUCUUUGAGAGUGUCAUCUGAUGAGCUUUAACAGCAGCCCACACAAGUUAACAAAAACAAACCAAAACAUGCACACUUCUUCGGCCUAUUAAGAACUAAACACAGAACAUCCACACUAAAAUUUUAUAGUGAUUAAAAACAAAAAAAAGAAGCCCUGAUCAAAUGGACCAAAGAUUACCCUGGAGAAGAACUGAGAAAAAGCCACACCCAUGCUGUCAUCCCCCCUGCUCUGUUUUCUGACGCUACCUCGCUGGCUCUCCCCUCGCUUUCCGUCUCCUUGCCUUCGUACCGCCUUGUCCCGUCUCGUUCUGUGAUGUGUAUGCAGUAUUUGCAAUACCUUCCCCCUCUGCACUUUUCUGUCAGUGAUUUGACGGUCUUAUUUGUCCGAAAACCAUCAGGUCGUUGUACUUUGAAAGGGCAGAAACUUAAAAGAUCCCGGUUAAACUUCUUAAAUGGAAGACCUCACAUCUGCUGCUGAUAUUUCCAUAGUCUGAGUGUGUUACGUGUGUUACCGCAGGCAUGCUCGUUCCCUGGUAUCAGUAUAUGUGUGUGGGCAUGCAUAUUUGUCUGUAGGGAGUGAAUGUUGGACCAUGGCAGUGUUGUCUUCAUGUUCACAUGACUUUGCCUUUUUGCCAGUGAUAUCCGUCAGAUGUGCUCUCUGAAUUAAGUGUAUUAAAAAAACGAGAGAGAAUAACUUCCAUUUGUAAACGACAACAAAAAUCUAAUAACAAGGAGACAAUGCAUCACCACUUCCAGCUGUGUAUUAUUAACUAACUUAAGUACCCUGUGUAUUGUACAUCUGUGAAUUAGUGUUAAUAUUUGGAGGGGAUGAUGAUCAUUAUUUCCACAUGAGGCGAAGGAGAGAAACAUUUGACUAAACUGUAACAGGCAGGAGACUGGGAUGUGAGGAUGGGAAAGAGAGAAGCAAUAAAUGAUCAUAUGAGGAUGGA